GCCAUAUCCCAAACUCCCAAGCUCUCAGCAACCAGCACCAGUGCCCCCCGGGGACCAACAAAGAGCGCAAAAGCACGCAGAUCUAGGGCCUAUCAAGCACAGUAACCAUUGCCUAUUGCCAUUCAAUCCCAGCCACAAAUACCGCAGGCGAGCCGGAGGCCACAUAAUCAGCACGGUUCCUGUAACCCAUCACCCCCCCCCCUUUCUCCUUACGGAAUAUUAGACCGCCAUUCAUCUACAUUGCCAUCUCAGGCGAGACCGAAAAUGUCCACCGAGGAUGCUACUAAUGCCAAUCCGGCCCCCAGUAAAGGCCGAUCGAAGCAUCCAAGCCUUCUCGCGUGCAUUCCAUGCAGGAAGAGCCAUCUCAAAUGUGAUGGCAAGAAGCCGCUAUGCAGCAGGUGCUCCGAGAAAAACGGGGACUGUAUCUGGAUUAAUUCCCGAAGAGGAUACCGAGAAUAUCGCAAAAACCAAUCAAGUCCUGAAGACAAGACUGACCAGAGGCCGAACAAUGAUACCAUCUUCCACGAAUCCAAGCCGGACGUGUCUCAGGAGGCCUAUCCUGUCUUUAACGAGGCUGAUACUACCAAGCUGAGAGCUAUGACCUACGCCGAACUCUUUCAGCCCACCAUGGAUCCAGCCUUCCCAGCUCUUCCUCUCGAGUUGCAAACCGUACCAUCCGCCAAAGAACAGCUGCCAAGUCCCAGCAACAGCGAUUCCACCAUGUCCAUCUCGAGAGAGAUGCUACCUAUUCCCGGCGACCGGGCCUUGAUAGAGAGCACCGACUUGAUCGAUCUGUUCUACAGGCAUUUCUAUCCUUCCCACCCCUUCAUCGUGCCGCGCAAGCUCUAUCUCCAGAAUCCUGCCAUCCUGCCUGCACCGCUCAAGGCAUGCAUGCGAUGGCUGGCAAGCCAUUACAUCCCUCAAGCCAACCACACCGCGCUGGAGAAUGCUGCAAAGGCCAUCUUCUCGCCCGAAGUGCCUGACGAUGGCUUCAAGGUGCAAGGCCUCCUUAUCUACGCCAUGACCUGCUUCGCUCGAUUCGGCCAAGGAGAAGGAUCCAUGGCCCUGGACAAAGCCAUCGAGAUCACACUCCGCAUCGGUCUCAACCGGCAGAGCUAUGCUUUACAGCAGUCACCCAACGACUCAACAAUGCAAGAGUCAUGGCGCAGAACAUGGUGGACACUUCUUUUGAUCGAAGGCUUGGUCGUGGUCAUUGGGGGUCAAUCAUCCCCCUUCCGACUGUACUCGACCUACACGGAUGUGGCUCUACCUGGCCACGAUGAAGACUACAACGAACUUCGAUCGCCUCCGAUCACUCGCACAAUUGCAGACCUCCGAAACAGGACCUUUUCAGAAGACACUUUCGAAUACUCGUCUUUUGCCUACUGCAUUGAAGCGGCGUAUAUCCUCGGCUCUGUGCUUGCUUUGAGCCCAGACACAUUUGCGGUGACAGAUCCUCAAGUAGAAGGGAUCGAUGCUGCCAUUUCGAACCUCUUACUAUCACUCCCCAUGGACAAGCGAGAAGUGGUCCGUAACGAUGGAACCAUUGACGAAUGCCUUCUCAUCGCCCAUCUGGUCAUUCACUGGGCUGCCAUCUGCCUGCACCGUCCACGCUCGACCUUGACCUUCAUUCGUAACCACUAUCGCACGACAUGUACAAAAGCAGAGGCUGCUGGUCUCCCUGCACUGGCUUACACCUCCCAUACAGCCAAAGCUUUGCGAGCAGCCAAUGCCAUCACCAAUCUGGCGUCCAUCCAGACAGAUGUCAAGAUGUGCUCGCCGGUGCUGAUGUGCGGCUUGACCACUGCUGCAACAGUACACUUGCCGGCAUAUGCCAUCGUGGAUACUCCAGACCAAGCUGUGGCAAUCAAGGAACGGCUUCAACUCAGCAUUUCGGCCCUUGGCUCAUUCGGUGAGGUUUGGCCACGGGCCACCAUUGCCAAAGGACAGGUGGCAAAAUUUGCCCGCGAGGUCUUGACAAAGCCGAACGUUUACGUCGACAGCACAGUUCCUGGGAUGAUCCCACGUGUGUCGGAACCUGUUCCUCAGCUAGAGUACCAGAUGCCCUUCAACAACGAAUCGUGGAUGGACAACCUGAUCCAAGCGGAACAAGACAUUGAGGCCCCGUCAUGUCCCGUUUUUGACACCUUCGCUAUGGCUCAAACUCAAGGUCCCUGAGCGCAACUUCAGAGUAUAUUGUGUGUAUAUAGUUUUAUUGCUUUCUAUAUUGGGUCUAUUUGGAGGGAAACCCAUCAAGUUUUCUUUCUUGGAGCAGGCAUGCUCCGUCCUUGAAACCGGGCUCAAUGACCACUGCCCCAAGAUUCAGCAACAUUGACGGUGAGGAUUGGAAUAAUGGGAUGCUGGAUAUGAGCCAGGCGGAGGAGUUUGUUGGGUAUUUGGGCGGUUCACGAAUUACGACCACUUCUUCAGAUUUAUCCUUCUUUACAUGAUCAUUUAUAUAUCAGGGGAUAGAACAUGACAGCCAGAAU
Cladophialophora immunda is the source of this 2489-nucleotide messenger RNA. RefSeq lists its product as uncharacterized. Gene Ontology annotation, molecular function: zinc ion binding; DNA-binding transcription factor activity, RNA polymerase II-specific; DNA binding. Gene Ontology annotation, biological process: DNA-templated transcription; regulation of DNA-templated transcription. The transcript has a single exon. The record is from RefSeq and is a predicted model, not a curated record. The coding region runs from base 265 to 2178 and encodes 637 amino acids. Lineage: Eukaryota; Fungi; Ascomycota; Eurotiomycetes; Chaetothyriales; Herpotrichiellaceae.